Molecule: messenger RNA, 3471 nt
Organism: Mytilus californianus (California mussel)
Lineage: Eukaryota; Metazoa; Mollusca; Bivalvia; Mytilida; Mytilidae
Product: linear primary-alkylsulfatase-like
Exons: 5
Coding region: 69-1844 (591 amino acids)
Biological process (GO): dodecyl sulfate metabolic process
Molecular function (GO): linear primary-alkylsulfatase activity; protein dimerization activity
Source: RefSeq, a predicted model, not a curated record
GUAAGAAUAGCCGUAUAUAUUGUUAGUAAACAAUAUUGGAUAUUCAAGGAUAAAUUCAUUAGCUGACCAUGCAGUCAGUUUAUGCGGCGUUCCUAGCCACAGGCCUUGCUGUGGUUGCUUACUUUGGCCAUCAAGUCUGGUCAGUAAAUAAAGCACCAACAAUGGCGGAACAAGUUAAACGAGAGCUCAUUCCAAAUGAGGAGUUCGUCAAACACUCAGAUAUAUUCAACAAGAAGGAAGUUAUAAAGGUAACGGAUAACAUCUAUGUGGCCAUUGGAUUUGCUUUGGGGAACUCUAUUAUGGUGAUCGCACCUGAAGGUCUAAUUAUUGUCGAUGUCACUGAAAGUGUCACAGCAGCCAGAGAAAUUCUCAAAGAGUUUCGGAAGAUCACAAAUAAACCGAUCAAAGCUAUCCUUUAUACUCAUCAUCAUCAAGACCAUAUAGGAGGAGCGCAGGGAUUCUUAGAAAAAGGUGUAGCAUUGCCGGAAGUCUGGUCUCAUCAUAAACUACCAAAUGAAGUCGCAAGUUUCUUCACUACAUCAUAUGGAGCUAAAGUUCGACGGUCUUCACGACAGUUUGGUGUAAUGGUACCAGCAUCACGCAAGAUCAAUGCAGGGUUAGGUCUGAAUUUACGAUAUGAUUCGCAUGGGUUCAUUCCCCCCACCAAGUUAGCGACUGGAAAAGACACAUUUGCUAAAAUUGCAGGACUAGAUGUGCAUAUUCAUCAUAUCCCAGGGGAAACAUCAGACCAAAUUGGUGUAUGGAUUCCGUCCUGGAAAGCAUUCCUUAGUGGUGAUGAUGUCUACAAAGCUUUCCCGAACAUUUACACCAUACGCGGAGCACCAGCUAGAGAUCCGGUAGACUGGUAUACAUCUGUUCAGAAAAUGCUAGAUCUGGAUCCUGAUUAUCUUGUUCCUAGUCACCAUCGACCGCUCAUUGGGAAAAAUGACAUUCGGAAUGUAUUAAUUCCUUACAGAGAUGGAAUUCAGUUCGUUCACGACCAAGCACUAAGAUUUAUCAAUAAAGGUUUGACACCUGAUGAAAUAGCAAAGCGUGUGAAAUUGCCAGAAAAAUUAGAGAAACAUCCUUAUUUAAGAGAAUUUUAUGGCACUGUCCCAUGGUCAGUGAAAGGGGUAUUUCAGCUGUAUCUUGGAUGGUUUAGUGGAGACCCAGUAGACCUUUUCCCCUUAUCAACACCAGAAAAAGGCUCACGUGUCAUUGCGUUGGUGGGAGGGGUUGAUAAUGUUAUUUCCGAGGCUAUUAAAGCCUGGAAUAAGGAUGAUAUACAAUGGGCUCUUGAACUUGCUUCAUAUGUUCUUAUACAAGAUAAAGAUAACAAAGACGCCAAGAAACUUAAAGUUGAUGCUCUUAACUUAUUGGGCAGCAGACAGAUAAAUUCCAUUGCUGCUAAUUAUUAUAUCACAUGCGCACUCGAGACAGAAGGUAUUGUUAACCUUGAAGAUGAGUCAAAUAGGAAAAACGAGUGGCAGAUAAUCCAAAAGCUACCACUGAAACAGUUGUUCCAGAUAUUUAGUACUAUGUUCACGCCGGAAGUUGGAGUUUGUGAAACAACUGAAGGAGUCGUCCAGUUUAUCUUUUCAGAUACAAAUAAUUUUGUGGUACUAAUAAUCCGGAAUGGUGUCGCUAUUAUUGAGGAGGAUGGAAGAGCAAAGAAUGCGGAUGUUACUGUAAAAACAACCGAGCCAAAACUUAAGGCAGCGUUUAUAACGAGACUUGAUAGAAAAGGAGACUUUACAAAAGAUCUUGAUAUAGAUGGAAGCAUAACCAAGUUUAAAAAUUAUAUGAAUUGCUUUGAAGAAGAUUUUCAGCUUCUUUUGCCAUGAAUAUCAACGUAAAAUUAAAGAAACAGUAUAAAUAAAAAAUAUCUCAGUUUAAGCAAAUCAUAUUGUUUGAUCCUAUCAAGAAUUGCAUCAAUUUUAAAUUCAACAAAUUAUCAUGACAUCAAAUUGUGUAUUGCAUAAAAUAAAUUGUUUGUGUUUGAAGAAUCUUUUUACGAUGGGCAAAUUAUUGAAUCUUUACUGUUAUUCCUGCAGUGUUAAUUUUUUCCCAUCGGACUACUUUUGAAACCAAUAAAUACCAUAGUGCAUAUUGGAUCACGUUACACGUAUAAAAGAUCAUAAAACGUGUUAAUAUAAUUUACAAUCCUAAUCGAACAUACCAGUAAUAAAAAAAAAUUGAAAGAAUAAACGCCUGUAUACGGAGUUGCUGAUUCGUUUUUGGAUACUUGACCCACUUAACACAUUUAAAAACUCCUGUUUUAUCUAAUAAAUUAAAUAUGUAUAAACUGAUAUAGUCAUUGCUUAACUAAGAUCUAGAUGAUUCUAUAGGACUGCGACUCCUUUCAUAAAAAAUACUUUACGUGAAAAAUAUUAGUAGUUCUACUCAAAAGAUUUGUUGGUGAAAAGAGUCGCUAAUCCAACAGCUUUUCAGUAUCCGACCCUCGAGAAUAAACGCAUAUUAUAUUCUAGCAAAAAGUAAUGCUACCGUUAUCUUAUGCGCAUAAUGAUAGGUGCAGCAGAUAACGCGAAAUUUAAAUAACGAGGAAGAAAAGAUUUUUUUAUAUGUGUUAAUUAUCUUGUCUCAUAGGUUAUCCCAAUACUGCUCAUUAAACAAAUAUCAUAUAUUAAAACAAACAAUACUUUCCCAUUAACAAUUUAUAGUUACUUUAAUGAAAUAAAGUUUCAGGUUCCGGCUAUAUCCUUCCUUGUACUUUGAACUAAAAAAAUCAUUUAAGUGGAUGAAAGGUUAUCAUUUCAAAUUAAACAAAAUAAUGACCAGAUAGAUAAAUGACAAAAAUAUUGAAAUUCAGUUUCGUAAUAAUUUGUUCAGUUUCGUUUUCACAUAACUCGUCAACUGUCCAAUUAAAGUCUGUCUCAGAUUCUGAAAUGAAAUGUACAGUUUUUAAUAUUUCAGGUUUGGUAAAAUUGGUAAUAUUUUUCAUACAACUUCAGCUCGAACUAGUUAAAUAUUUGUUUAGAAAUCAAAUGAAAUCGGCGAAAAACGUUGAUAAAUUUGUCUUUGAAAGCCACAAUGUGAACCUUUUUGGCUGAUCGAGUGAGCGUAGCGGCUGAUAUUUUAUGAUACCUAUACGGAGAAAACCCGAUAAUCUGUCUAUCGUUACAUCACUGUUCAGUGUUCUUUUCUCCUUCCCCUUGACAGUUUUACGCUUGACGCCUCAGAGCCGUGAUACGAGAAUUACGGAGCGACUGCAUAGGGUGGUGUAGGCGAAGGAAAGACGAAAAUGUGAGUCUUACAUAAGCUUGGUUUUGUUUAGAGGUCUUUGAUUUUUAUUCUUUAUACUAUUAGAUGAGCAACGAUUUCGCCGAAAAAGUUUGUAUAGCAAAUCCAUCCAAAAUUUAGCUAUUAAUAUAUUGUGUUUCGAUCCCAAAUUUCGCACAUGCAUUAGAUAACUAAACAUGUUCUGUUCAUUAAAGUACUUUUGUUGUUUGA